Messenger RNA from Suncus etruscus (white-toothed pygmy shrew), 2863 nucleotides. RefSeq names its product trafficking protein particle complex subunit 12 (gene TRAPPC12). Gene Ontology annotation, cellular component: TRAPP complex; Golgi apparatus. Gene Ontology annotation, molecular function: protein binding. The record is from RefSeq and is a predicted model, not a curated record. The coding region runs from base 3 to 2396 and encodes 797 amino acids. NCBI's taxonomy places the organism in Eukaryota, Metazoa, Chordata, Mammalia, Eulipotyphla, Soricidae. The transcript has 11 exons.
CCAUGGAGAAUGUAAGCGGGGCUGACCAAAACUUGACCAAAGACCCUGCACUGGUUGUGGGACAGACUGAGAGGAGUUCUCUGCAGGGGCCUCUGGAAGAGCCAGGGCAGCUUCUCUACCAUGAGGAGACCAUUGACCUUGGUGGAGAUGAGUUUGGGUCUGAAGAGAAUGAAACUGUAUCUGAAGACUCUAAUAAUUUUGUAGACAAGCUAAAUGAACACAUGAUGGAAAGUGUCCUCAUUUCUGACUCUCCGAAUAAUAGUGAAGAUGAUACAGGCGAACUUGGUUGUUUGCGGGAUAUGGUUGAGCCUGUGGAAAGCAGCUCUGAUUCCAAGCUAGAGAAUGCCAUAGAUAAGGGAGUGGAGGACACUCUGAGCAAGGGCAGUGAAAGUGAUGGGGAUGAGACACCUAAGGGUGUCUCUGAGAUAAGCCCUGAUAGCAGGGUACCCUUGAAGGAUGAGCCAGGGCAAGAAGAAACAAAAGACAAGCCUGCCAUUGAAAACAAAGAUGCUGAAGAUUUGGAGGCCAAGGAAGAAAAGUCUCAACCAGAGGCCUCAACCUCAGAGCUUUCUUCCAGGAAGGCCUCUCCAGAGGAUGAGCCCAUUCCUGUCUGCACCAUUUUCAGCCAGUCCCAUCCUACUGGCUCCCAAACGUCCCCCUUCCUGCGGGAUGGCUUUGAGUCUCAGAUGGUGAAAUCUCCCAGCUUCGGUGGCCCCAAUGAGUCAGCAGCCAAGACACCUCCUCAGGUGGUCCAGCCAAGCCCCAGCCUGAGCAACUUUUUUGGAGACACAACCAGCACUAAUUCUGUGGCUGCAGAUUUCUUUGAUUCAUUCACUACUUCCACGUUCAUCUCUGUCAGUAACCCCAAUGCAGCCUCUUCAGUUCCAGAGCAGUUGUCUUCUCUCACGACUCCAGUGGGAGAGAAAUCGCUUGGAUCUACUGAUCCUUCUUAUUCCCCAGGGGUGACUCGAUCAGAAUCAGGCAUCUCCACUGCUUCUCUAGAAAUGCCUCAGUCUCCCAAGCCAUUCUCACAGAUCCAGGCUGUGUUUGCAGGUAGUGAGGACCCCUUUGCCACAGCCCUCAGCAUGAGUGAGAUGGACCGGAGAAAUGAUGCCUGGCUUCCAGGGGAGAGCACCAGGGAGGUCCUUAUUGCAGUAGCAACUCAACAGUACAGCACAGUGUUCAUCGACAAAGAAAACCUCACCAUGCCAGGCCUCAAGUUUGACAACAUCCAGGCAAAUGCAGUUAAAGACUUAAUGCUUCGCUUCCUGGGUGAAAAGGCUGCAGCAAAGAGACAGGUCUUAAAUGCCAACUCAGUAGAACAAUCUUUUGUUGGACUGAAGCAGCUAAUUAGGUGCAAAAACUGGAGGGCAGCUGUUGACCUGUGUGGACGGCUUCUAACAGCCCAUGGCCAAGGUUAUGGCAAGAGUGGACUUCCUACCAACCACACAGCAGACUCACUGCAGCUGUGGUUUGUGAGGCUGGCACUACUCGUCAAGUUGGGCCUUUUCCAGAAUGCUGAAAUGGAGUUUGAACCCUUUGGAAACCUAGAUCAACCAGAUCUCUAUUAUGAAUACUACCCUCACGUGUACCCUGGGCGAAGGGGCUCUAUGGUUCCCUUCUCAAUGCGAAUCUUACAUGCAGAGCUGCAGCAGUACUUGGGAAACCCACAGGAGUCACUGGAUAGACUUCACCUGGUGAAAGCCGUCUGCAACAAGAUCCUAACAAAUUUGGAGCAAGGCUUUGCUGAAGACGGCAGCCUGAGCAGCCUCACACAGGAGAAUCGGCAAGCCUCCAUUCAGCUGUGGAGGUCACGUCUGGGCCGUGUGCUGUGUUCCAUGGCCAACUGCCUGCUCCUGAUGAAGGACUACGUGCUGGCUGUGGACGCCUACCACUCUGUGAUCCAGUACCACCCCGAGCAGGAGCCACAGCUGCUCAGUGGCAUUGGCCGCAUUUUCCUCCAGAUUGGAGACAUAAAAACAGCUGAAAAGUAUUUUCAAGAUGUGGAAAACGUAACACAGAAAUUGGAUGGACUGCAGGGUAAAAUAAUGGUUUUAAUGAAUAGAGCUUUCCUUCACCUUGGUCAGAAUAACUUUGCCGAAGCCCACAAAUUCUUCACAGAAAUUCUGAAGAUUGACCCGACAAAUGCAGUGGCCGACAACAAUGCGGCGGUGUGUCUGCUCUACCAAGGCAAGCUCAAGGACUCCCUGAGGCAGCUGGAGGCUAUGGUGCAGCAGGACCCCCAGCACUACCUUCACGAGAGCGUGCUCUUCAAUCUGACCACCAUGUAUGAGCUGGAGUCCUCCCGCAGUAUGCAGAAGAAGCAGGCCUUGCUCGGUGCUGUUGCCAGCAAAGAAGGAGACAGCUUCAACACACAAUGCCUCAAACUGGCCUAGGCCCCUGGAAUUCUUGAAAAAGCCCGUCUUUUUUUUUUUAACUGUGUGCUGUCUUUUUUUACCUGUGAACUGUGGGCCUGAUGUAUUAAUGCAAAUGGUGGAUUCAGGAAAAGCACUUUCACUUGUGUCUAGGAGUGUGUCUUGAUCCAGAGCCACAGCCUAGGCCAAGACUUGUCCCACAGCUUGUUGAAUUCUAGCCAGUUCAACCUCACAAGACUCUGCUGCUGUUUGUGAAUUUAGGAAAGUAAAUGUGCUAUUAGAAUGAUAGUCAUGGACAGAGAAAAUCUAUAAUCAAGCACCAGGUCUCUCUUGUUUAUUCGUGGAAGCUGACCUGCUUCAUUUAUUAAUUCUGAAUAUCCUCAGAGAAAAGCUGAGAAAUGGAAUAGAAACCAUUCUCACUCUAUACCUGAAUGUUCUAGAGAAUUUAUAAAUAAUGGACGAGAAAUACAAACAUAGAUUGCCAUUCA